Molecule: messenger RNA, 4250 nt
Organism: Mercenaria mercenaria
Lineage: Eukaryota; Metazoa; Mollusca; Bivalvia; Venerida; Veneridae
Product: protocadherin-9-like
Exons: 7
Coding region: 391-3810 (1139 amino acids)
Biological process (GO): homophilic cell-cell adhesion
Cellular component (GO): plasma membrane
Molecular function (GO): calcium ion binding
Source: RefSeq, a predicted model, not a curated record
GACGAAAUAUUAUUAUCGGAGAGGAAAAUUCUCACAUUUAUACAACUACUGGUUUUAAAGUGCGCGCAUGUUUACUUUUGGAUUAAACUUCUAUAUCUUGACAUUUCAUUAUUUCGAAUAGACUGGAAGUGUGAAAACGUUAAAGAAAAAUAGAAAGGGAUUAUACAGUGCGUACAGGAAUGCAGAUCUCAAAAAGUCAUUGUAAAACCUUAAGCAUAUAAGAAACACUAUUGUCAUUUUGUGUGAAAUUCUGGACGUACAUUGUGUAUCUGAUGAUCAUGUAAUUUCGCGAUCAACAGGUGUCAACAGUUAUAGCAGUCACAGUGAAAAACAUCGACCGAAUUUAUUCCCACAUGGAUAUAUAUUAGAAAAGAAUUAUCACUGUUCGAAAUGGCAUGGGGAGGGUGUAAGCGCCCAAAGAUGGAUUUUACGACCACCGUAGGUAGAACUUUAUUGCUUCUGAUUCUGGUGCUAAUUAUGGAUCUAAGUUGCGGUGCUGAACUGACAUAUUCAGUAGAGGAAGAAAAAGGCUCGGAAUAUAUCGGUAACGUAGGUGAGGAUUAUGAUCUACGAUCUACCAUGACACAGGAAGAGUACUCCAACUUAGUGUACCGGAUUUUGUCUAGCGGUAAUAGUUUUGCCCAUUUCUUCAGAAUUGAAUAUACUACAGGAAAACUUUUUACCAAAGAACCCAUUGACAGGGAUAAUUUAACCCACUGCUCCAGGACUUUGAACUGUGUUAUCUCCCUUGAUAUUGCCGUCCAAGCGACGAUUGGUGCGUUUUUCCGUAAAAUUAACGUAGAUAUAAACGUAAUUGAUCUCAACGACAAUAGUCCAGUUUUCCCCAAAGGAAGAGAUAGUGCAACAUUUUUAGAAAACUCCGUCGAAGGGACUUCAGCUUCCAUAGAUGGUGCUCAAGAUAGCGACUCUGGAAAUAAUACGGUGGUUAGAUAUUACGUAGAUACACCUGACGUGCCUUUUGACGUCAUGUUAGAAAAAAUGCCGGACGGAAGUUCCACAGUUAAAAUUGUUGUGAAUGGGAAACUAGAUCGGGAAGAAAAGGAUUUUUAUCAAAUAAGACUUGUAGCGGAAGAUGGUGGCGAUCCGAAGAGAACGGGUGCAAUAGUUGUGGAUAUAAAUAUUGAAGACAUGAACGAUAACUCUCCACAAUUUGACCGUCCUUUCUACAACGUUACGUUAAAUGAAGACAUGGCUAUAAAUACAGUAUUUGAGACAAUAUCGGCUACUGAUGAUGAUGCUGGGCAGAAUGGACAGGUUGAGUACAGAAUUAGCGCGAAUCAAAACGAUGCCAUCACCAAAACUUAUGCCAUAGACCCUACAUCUGGAGAACUCAGCGUGAUCAGUCAGCUUGUAUACAUUCCAAACGUACUCACCCAAAUAUUCGUCGAUGCUUCUGAUAAAGGAGCUCAACCAAGGACCACUCAAAUUCCAGUUUAUGUUAAUAUAAUAGACUCAAGCAAUAAUCCGCCAGAAAUUAACGUCAAUAUCCUUCAAGGAAAUAUUAAUGCAAGAAUCUCGGAAUACGCUAACGUCGGUGCCCCUGUUGCACACAUUGCCGUCAUAGACGGUGACACGGGACGUAACGGCAAAGUUGAAUGUAUUGGAAUAAGUGAUAAUUUCGGAUUAGAGAGAUACGAAACUAAUGAAUAUAAAGCUGUCGUAACUAAGCCCUUAAAUAGGGAACUUGUUCAAACCCACGAGGUCACAAUAGUAUGCAGAGACAGCGGCUCACCACCCCUUAAUUCCACAACAAGUUUCUUAGUUGUUGUCGUUGACCAAAAUGAUAACCCUCCUAGAUUUUCACAAGGAACCUAUUUCGCGAAAGCUGAAGAAAAUAAUCUCGUAGGUGAUGUAGUAGCAGCCGUUUCAGCGACAGACAUUGAUACUGGGAACAAUUCCAAAAUUGAAUAUAAACUUUUAAGCACGGGUGGAUACAGCUUCUGGAUCGACCCUGACCUUGGAGAGAUAAGAGCAAACUUUAGAUUAGAUAGAGAAAAUGUGACGAAAAUAGAAAUCAUUGUAGAAGCCCAAGAUAACGGAAACCCGAAAAUGUCUGCCACAUCGACUGUUGUUCUAUCAGUGACGGAUCAAAACGAUAACUACCCCAUCUUUUCACAACCCAAUUACGAAUUCUUUGUUUUAGAAGGGGUUCCUCACAAUACGACAGUGGAUCAGUUAACAGCCACGGACAAAGACUAUAGAGAGAACGGUACUGUUUCUUUCUCUUUUGACACUUCACCGCCAGCUAGCUUCCCAUUCAGCCUGUACUCGGACGGCACAGUUAAGAUGAUACGGACUUUAGACAGAGAAAAACAAGGGGUGUACAAGUUCACAGUGGUUGCCUCAGAUCAGAGCGACAAACCUUUGAGCAGCUCCGUUACAGUAACGGUUAUUGUAUUAGACGUGAAUGAUAAUGCACCCGUUUUUGUCUUCCCUGAUGUAGAUAACAACACGGCAACAAUUCCGCUUUCAAGUGCCCCUGAUUCGGUAACAAUCGUUGUCGUGGCAACUGAUAUCGACGCAGAUAGUAACGGAGAAGUGUCUUAUACAAUACUAGAUAAUAACAUGACAAGUUUGUUUUAUAUUGAAAGUGUAAACGGGGUGGGAAAUCUUAGGUUACGCCGUGCCCCAGGUGCGUCUGAGCCGUUACAAUAUACGCUGAGGAUAAAAGCCAUGGACAAUGGGAAGCCUAGUCAAUCUUCUAUACAACUUUUGACAAUAGUGUUUGCAAAAGAUGCUGAAGAGCCAAGUAAUAGACAAAAUUUCCUUAUCGCAAUAUCUCUGGGCUGUGUCACAGUAGUUUUAUCAAUUGCUAUAGUAUUGACUAUAUACCUUAUACGGCGCCAUGAUAGGCUUCGAACGAAGUCCAGUGCUCAUUUUAACGACAGGGCUGAUAUGGAGAUAGUUCCGGGAGAUAUGAAACACAGGGAGGAACUUGGAAGUACGUCCUCAGGGAGCAAGGAAAGUCUGAAGAAAGUUAGUUUUUCAACAGAUCAUAACUCGAGUCUCGAGUCCGAUCCUAACCGAGAUGUGUCCCAGUCGCCAUUGGUGAAUCUUGAUAACAUGAAGAAUAUAUUAGUGGAGAAUGGAAGAGUUCCUAGCUCAGCGUCCAGCCCUCGUAGUUACUCUUCUAGUCAACAAGACCCGGAUAUGCAGAGGCUCGAUCCCUCUACAGUUCUACAAAUUCAUAGGUCACUUUUACAGUCACAUGAUCAGUUAUGGACCAAUCACAGAGACGGACACACACCACCCUUAACCAAAGACCUUCUAAAACAUCACGAAGAUAACGGUUCUGAGUCCUCUGGCGAAACGGCCACGUAUGACAGCGGCCGAGGGGGUAGUGAGUCCGAUAUUCAAACGUCCAUGUCACAGUCACAUGACAAUGAUCAUAUAAAGACAGUUACAUUCGCCAAUAAACCUAUGUUACAUCAUUUUACUAAAGACAAUCAAUGGAGAGACGCCAGUGACUUUCCAUAUAAUAAUAAUCCUCAUCAUCAUCUUAAAUUCCCUUAUCCGCCGCCUAAACCUCCGCACAGUAAACCCAUGCUGCCCGUGAGGGACUAUGUUCGGUCUCCUUCCACAUCAUCUAGUCAUUCACAACAAAGUGUGCCCAAAUAUGGGAACAAACUUUCACCAAUCAACGACGGAUCCAGUCAUAUGACGUCAUAUGAUGAUGAUGACGACACGACUACGUCAGGAAGUUACACAAUUGACAAUGAUCAUGAAUGGAUGAACGAUACUCAGCCUCCAAGGUCAUACUUCCUGUCUCAUAACGAGGCUUACUGCUAAUUAUCUGUGAUAAAAAACAAAAAUUUGUAUCCACUCUAAGUGCAAUAUAUGCAGGGCAAGCUAUAUACAAAUGAAAAUAUGGCGAACAGUGAGGACGAACUCAAUAAAAAUAUGCUUUCCCUGGCGGUAUUCCGGAGAAUUUUCUGCGUCUUCCAUAAGAUUGUUUUUUAAAUGAAAUCCAUUGUGUUUUUGUGAUCUCAAAGAUCAACAUUAAACAUUAUUUUGAUCUCAUGCUAUAACGUGUUGACUCAAAAUUGCAAUUGUGUGUACGUCAAUGUUUCGCGAAUUGAUUGAUAAGUUGUUAUCAUUUGCAUGUAUCUAAAAUCAACUGUAUAAACAUAUGAAAAUGUGAUAUUUGAAAUAUUUGAGUAUAUUUAUGAAUACGGCAUUAAGGUGCUAUCUUAUUACAAAAUAUUAAAAAAUAUAUGAAACAAAGUAUA